AUGUAUAAUUCUGCUUAUAAUCAACACCAUUCAUACUACCCAAACAAGUCCUCAGCACCGCCUCCUGCAUCGCAAUUUACGCAGUCCAGCCAGAUGAACGGGCAAUCAAAUGGCCAGCACAACGCACAGUCCCCUCAACUUUGGAUGGGUGAUCUCGACCAAAGGUGGGACGAGACCACGAUCAAACAGAUCUGGUCUAGUGUUCUUGCCCCGCUUGGGAUUUUGGUGCACUCUGUGAAGCUCAUUAGAGACAAGCAGAGCAUGAACCUCGAACUGGCAAAUGCAGGCUACUGCUUCAUUCGUUUCCAUAAUAUGGAGGAUUGCUACAGGGUACUUGAGCUAUUCAAUGGUAAGCCAAUUCCAGGGACAAACAACGUCCGGUUUUUCAGACUGAACUGGUCUUCGGCCAACUCUUCAGGUGCCAAUAUUACUCCUUUCCAGCCUAAGGGACAGUCCGAGUAUUCUAUCUUUGUGGGCGAUCUGCCUCAGACUGUGACUGAACAAAGUCUUUUGCAAGCCUUCCAAGCGAGGUAUCCCUCGUGUUCUGGUGCCAAGGUUAUGGUCGACCCUGCCACUGGACAUCUGAAAGGUUACGGGUUUGUCAAGUUUUUGAACGAGACAGACCAGAAAAGAGCAUUGAUAGAGAUGCAAGGUUAUGUUUUGCUUGGAAGACCUAUCAGGGUUUCGACAGCAUCCAAAUCCCAGGCAAACGGAGCUGCCAACAGUUUUCUUGCAUCUGCUGCGCCAUCUCAAGAUGGUUCUGGUCAGCUGAAGGUCAACAUUCCUUCUUUGCCCCAGCCAGCUCCUCUUCAAUACUAUAAUGACCCUAACAACACCACCGUUUUCAUUGGUGGACUGAACGUUCCAAUUACAGAGAUGCAAUUACGAGUUCUCUUCUCAAGGUUUGGCGACAUUAGCUACGUGAAGAUUCCUGCGGGCAAAAAUUGUGGAUUUGUCCAGUUUUUCCACCGUGCUAGCGCAGAAAUGGCCAUCAGUGAGAUGCAGGGCUAUGAUAUUGGUGGUGGCUGUCGGAUUAGAGUCAGCUGGGGCGCUCGUGCCGCACAGAGAAAUUGGUUCGCCAAGCAGCUUGCCAUGCAGCAGCAACCACCGCAGACACAACAGUUUCAACAGGCCAAUUCGUACAACAUGACCAAUACCUUGGGACUCACUGGUACCAAAUACAGCUUGCUCAACGACCUGCUCAUUGACGGUGCUAGCACUCCUGCUACCAAUGGCGGGGCAUACAGUGGCUCCCUUCUGAACAUUGACAGACUCUCAACCGAGCCCAUUCCUUUCAGUCCACUCAACUCGUCGGGGACUUCUUUGACAAACAGCUUUGCCUCCGAUGAACUCCGUUUGAAUGAGUAUUUUCUUGCUUCUAGACUCAACAACAUGGAACAGCUAGACAUAGCUUCUGGUCUUUUCAAACUUAAUUGA
Messenger RNA from Ogataea haglerorum, 1437 nucleotides. RefSeq lists its product as uncharacterized. The transcript has a single exon. The record is from RefSeq and is a predicted model, not a curated record. Bases 1 to 1437 code for a protein of 478 amino acids. Gene Ontology annotation, molecular function: mRNA binding. Gene Ontology annotation, cellular component: cytosol. Gene Ontology annotation, biological process: mRNA splice site recognition. NCBI's taxonomy places the organism in Eukaryota, Fungi, Ascomycota, Pichiomycetes, Pichiales, Pichiaceae.